CUGCUGUGCGACGUCGUGAGACUUUGAGACGAACGCCGUUGGGGAAGAGUAGCGCGAGGCGGCAAUGCGGCUUACCAGUUUAUUCCUAUUGGACUGAGUCAGUAUCCUUCCUGCUGCCGUCACUGAACGAAACUGAAGGGAGUUGUGCAGAAGCUACAACUGUUAUAAUCGUCGGAUACAUAAUACCCAUCAAGAUCUGCGAGGAGAGCUGGUGUAAAAGCUAGGCUGAUUUGCUGUGUUGUGCAAGGGAGAUACCCAGUCGUUCAGAGUUCCUGAAACAGGAAAUACGCCGAGUUUGCUUUUGUUUGGGGAAGGAAAAACUGAAGGAACAAGUCCUGCUGUGGCGUUGUGUGAUGUUAACGCAUUCACGUUUUGGUGGGUUAAUGCAUCCUUAAGGUUGACUUGCCAAUGACUCUGCUGGAAUGAAAGUGUUCUCUUCCUUGUUUUUCUACCCCUCAACAACAUACAAUUGCGAGUAAUGCUCGGAAAAGAGCUGUUUCAGUCCAUUCCGGCUCUCAGCAUUCACAUGAUUUGAACUUCAAACAGGAUCUGAAAGGUAGCGAAGACUCGACUCGAUUGUGUUUUGAUGCAUGAACCUUCAGAAGCUAACGGUUGAUUUGUUUCACCUCAUUUGCUGUGCAGUGACUCCGUUCGAACAACAGUAACCCGAGUUUACAUCACGAGUUUCGAGGGAGGCAAAGAGCCUUUCGAGGAAGGACUAUGUUGGUGAAGGAGUUCAGGAUUUGCAUGCCCCUGACAGUAGAGGAGUACAGAAUUGGACAGCUGUACAUGAUCAGCAAGCACAGCCAUGAGCAGAGUGACAGAGGAGAGGGUGUGGAGGUAGUGCAGAAUGAACCUUAUGAGGAUCCUACACAUGGCAAGGGCCAGUAUACAGAGAAGAGAGUUUACCUCAACAGCAAACUUCCUAGCUGGGCUAGGGCAGUGGUUCCUAGGAUCUUUUACGUCACUGAAAAGGCCUGGAAUUAUUAUCCAUACACCAUCACAGAAUACACAUGCUCCUUUUUACCUAAGUUCUUCAUUCAUAUAGAAACAAAAUAUGAAGAUAACAAUGGAUCAAAUGAUAAUAUCUUUGAUUCUGAGGCAAAAGAAAUUGAAAGGGACGUGUGUUUCAUUGAUAUUGCAUAUGAUGAAAUUCCUGAACGCUAUUACAAAGAUUCUGAGGACCUCAGGUAUUUUAAGUCAGAAAAGACACAUCGAGGCAUGCUGAAAGAAGGCUGGAGGGAAACUCAGAAGCCAAUCAUGUGUUCUUAUAAAUUGGUGACUGUUAAAUUCGAAGUCUGGGGACUUCAGACAAGAGUAGAGCAAUUUGUGCACAAGGUUAUCCGGGAUAUACUGAUGAUCGGCCACCGACAAGCUUUUGCCUGGGUAGAUGAAUGGUAUGACAUGACAAUGAACGAGGUUCGAGAAUUUGAACGAGCGACUCAGGAAGCCACCAACAAAAAAAUUGGAAUUAUUCCUCCUGCGAUUACUAUCAGCAAUAUCGUUAUGCCUUCGUUAAUCCGCAGUGGACCUUCUAGUGCCCCAACCACACCUCUUGCCUCAGAAGCUCCAGAAUUCCUGGCCAUUCCCAAAGAUCGCCCUCGGAAAAAGUCUGCUCCAGAAACUCUUACACUUCCAGAUUGUCGGGAGAAACGCAGCACCUCCAUGAUACCUGACAUCGAUGCCUCUGGCGAGCCAUCUAAACCCAAGCACAACUAAUUUCUGCCUUUGACCAUAGGCUUUGAAUUCAUAUUUUAGUGUUAGAUUAUAUUUGUUUUUGUCCAUCGCUCUUUUUCCUCUUCGUUGAAACUUGCAUGCUAAUUGCCUAUUUCCUUGUCCCCCUGAGUAUAGUUCACAAAGAAAAUAAUAUGUUCCAUAUCCACAGUUUUUAUCUAUUAAAUUGAAUAUGAAGCCUCCCCCCAAAGGGAAAGUGUAGAGUGCAAGUAUUUUAUAACUUAAAUUCUCCAUAUGUUGAUGACAAGCCAAUUCACUUGCCACCAACACAUAUUGGAAUUUCAUGGAUGGCUUUCCCAACAUUUUCCUGGUAUUGAUUUCCAUGAGCACAAAAUCAUGAACAACAUCACAUGAUUUUCCCAUAUCUACUGCUGAUGGAUGAGGUUGUGAGCAAUAUUGGGAAAAUUUACCCCUACAUGUUUAGCACUUACACGUAUGCGUUUCAGUUUAAUAAAGUUUAAACUAUUUCAAAAGCUGUAGUGUGGAGCUCAAAAGCAAUUGUGUUAGGUCAAGAGACACACAAAGGGAAGAACUUUAAUGACUUGAGGCAGGAGCCAUUUACCCUGUGGAAAUUACCAGCUAACCAGGCUUGUAAAGUUCUACAGUAAUCACAAGUGUUGGCUUUGUUAUUGAAUUGGCUCCAUAUGGAGAUUAACUGUGUUCUUUGAAAAUCAUCAGCACAACUUACCAAUGAUUGGUUAUAGAAUAAAAUCAUAGAGUGAUAAACACAGAAUGAAGCUAUUUGGCCUAUUGUGUCUUUGCUGACACUUUGAAAGAGCUAUCCAAUUACUCCCACUCCCCUGCUCUUUCCCCGUAGCCCUGCAAAAUUUUCCUCUCCAAGUAUUUAUCCAAUUCCCUUUUGCAAGUUAUGAUUGAAUCUGCUUCCACCUCCCAUGCAGGCAGUGCAUUUCAGAUCAUCAUAACUCACUGCAUAAAACAAAUUCUCUUCACCUCACCUCUGGUUCUUUUGCCAAUGAUCUAAAAUCUGUAUCAUCCGAUUACCAACUCUUUACCUGGCUGCAGAUGGUAAAGUAACAAAUCUGCUCCACCAGUAGCUUGGCGAGUAAAUUUACCAUUUGAUGUUUAUUGAGCCAAAAUGGUGUCAGAUUCAAUCUUGAGUUUGUGAUGAACCAGUAGAAUCUUUGCAUUUGGCUUCAGUGCCAUUGAAUUAGGGUGAGAAAAAUCAGCCAAGCUUGUUUCUUUUGUUCGUUAUCUGGUGGCCCUUCCUGGGAAGUUUGUGUCAUCUUGCUUGAAGACAGAGCCAGGCUUGGUAGUGACAGGCUAAUAUCUUCCUUCACACACUGUCUUGCAUGUGAAAAUUAGCUCUCUAGGUAAAGUGUUAAUGACUGCAACUAGAAUAUUUUUUUAAAUUUUAGGCUUUCUAUUUUAAAAAAAUGUCAAAGCCCAUGGAUAUGGAUGUCGUAGUGUGUGAGUUUGCUAAGAUAGUUAGUUCUCAGUACCUCCACAGCUACAGGUUUUUGCAGAGGAGAGUGACAGAUAGAGUCACACACCACAACCAGAUAAAGGUAAACACUAAUUUGCCUUAUGUAAAGUAUUUGCCAGCUGCACUGAUAAUCCUCUUGUAAUGAAUGAUAAAUGCCACAUUCACAAGAUGAGUUUUAAAAAGAACAAAUUUGUAUCUGUCGAAGCUCAGUUCCACUGGUGAAGCAUUUUCCAGUAUAUUUUAAUUUGUUUGUUUGAGACGAUUAAAGCUUCUGCCUGUAGUCAUAGUACCAUUGCUUUUCUUGGCCCCUACCUACAUCCUGAAAUUAAGAGGUUGGUGGUGUAAUAAGUGCAGGACAGUGCAAUGUUCUAUUUUAAAUCUAUCUGCUCAUUUUUAUUUUGCUGAGUUAAGGUGCUAGCAAUCAGUCAAAAAAAUAAUACUUUUAAAGGAUUAUACUGAGUGAAUGCUUUGUCAGUAGCAGAUUUACAAACCAUGUUCACGGCUUAUAAUAAGAGAAAAUUUUGAAGGAACCCAAAUACCACAUUUUAGUAAAUAUAGCCUGAGCUGUGCAUGUGAUAGAUUUAUUCCAUUAAAUCUGUCAACCUGAGCUACCCACACGAAACAAAAACAAGAAUUUAAAUCAACUUAGAUUUUGAUGAUAUUUGGCAUAUCCAUUAUAUUUGAUGCAUCACAUAUGUUAAAAUGCCAGAAGGCUUUCAAAUUUCAUUUUUUGGUAGAAAUUCUGCCACCAACAAGGUGUAACAUUAAACUUUAACCCCCGUCCCCCUAACCCACUUCAGAAAAACCUAUUUCUUUUUCCGAAAAAACAGCACUGCUGAUUGUUGAUGGUCAUGCCCCUGAAUAUCAGGCAGGCUCAUCAUUUUAGAGAAUAAAGAGGAAAGGGAGACAGUUGGGUAAAAGUUAUGCCAUCUGAAUUAUUCAACAAAAUUAUACUUCAAAAAAAUCUUAUAAGAAUUGCCCAUUGAAUAUCAGCAAAAAUCCUUCCAUUAAAAAAAUACAUAUUUUAGUAUCCCCAUCCAAACACAUUCUUCAUUCAUGUGAAAAUGGCAGAAAUCUUUUUGCACCAUUAUCACCUGUUUCCAAUUGUUUAAAGUAAUGUGUGUAUAAAGUUAAUAUUUAACAAAUGUAUUUUUCCUAGUCUCAGGACUUAAUUGCUCCCUCUUAUCUUUGAUAAUUGUAUAUUGAGAUAACACUGUUUAAUACAUUGCUGACAAGCUUUUGAAAGCUCAACAAGUGCACGGCAUAAGCUAUGAUGACAGAGAUGAGUCUUUAGAAAAACUGAACUCACGCAAGGGUAAAGAAAUUCAAACAGAAUUUCUCUAUCACUGCCUCUGCAUGCUGUGCAUAUCUUAAAUUAAAAAUGUACCGUACAUUGCUACAAUUCUGUCUGAAUUGGUUGAGUGAGAUUCAGAUCUGUUUGCCUGAUUGUUUUAAUUGAACUCUGUCUUUGGAAAUGUAAAAGAUUUUUUUCUGCAAUGAAUUUCUUCUGUGUUCUAAUAUUUUAAAAUUUUCUGGACUUAUUUAUUUUUACUGCCAAUAUCAUAUUAGCAAAGGACCAAAUUCUUGAUAUUUAUACUGUUUCACAUUAUAAAACGGAAGUAAGCAGAAAGUUCCAGUACCUUACUUCAGGUUAUUCAUGAUGCCUGUUUAAAGCUACGUUCAUUUUUAGUGCCAUUAUUUUGGAAUAGUGGCACUGCAUUUUGCUGUUACGUUGUGCACUUGCUCAAGAAGCAAUGCCACUGCUCAAGAACUCACUGAUAACAAGAUUUCUUCUCUCUUGUUUAAUUUUUUUAAAUUACUUUUUUUUUGCCCUGCACUGCUUUCCAGAAGGUGAAACUCCUUACUGGGAUGUGUUUCCACAGGUAUCUUGCUCAAGUUGCCAUUAUUCCCCUCAGCCCUGUACAUGAGCAUCAUCAAGCCAUUCUAUCCUGCUAGUAAACCCAAUACCAUUCUCACCUGGUUUUUACAUCCGUACAUUUGCCAGCAGAAUUCAUAGAUCCAAGAGCUCGGGUUAAUUUUCACCCCCUUUGCCUAAAAGGGAGUGAGGUCAACAGUAGCGGUUUUAUAGCUGCUACAACAGUGACACAAGAUCAAAACUUGAACUUUCCUGAAAUGAUCUGCAUGGUCAACUACUCUGCAUUUGUGGAGUCGAGAAUUCUUUUUGCUAAGCCUUGCUGCAUAACAACAAUGACUCUGUUUCAAAAAUAAUUCUUCAGUUGUGAAACACUCUUUGACAUCUUGAGGAUAUGAUAAGGGACGAUAUAAAAGCAAGUUCUUUCUUCCUUUUGAGCUUUUCUGGCAGCAGAAUUAAAGUUGAUGGAAUACAAGUUUGUACUCAAAUGUUCCCAGAGUUGCCUGCCUUAGUUUGUUGCACCAACGAGAGCUACUGAGGAUGAAUCAGGAGUCUAGGGAAAUUAAAAGGUUGAGUUUCAAAGCCCAUCCAAAGCUACUUUCUCAAAACUCCUAAUGGCCAAUUAAUGAAGCCAAAGGUCUGGAAGCAAGUCAUUUCACCCAUUCCCAUGUGUGGAGGAUAUUGUGUAGCAGAUCUAAAGAAGACAAGGAGGAAAGCAGUACUUUACAAAAACUGGAACUAUUUGAAAAGCAGAUGGGGUGAACAUUUUAUGAAAACCACAUUUUUAACAGAGAUUUAUUAACAGUUUUGGAUCAACUCUACAGGGAAACCAUUUCAGAUUAAUAAGAGGAUUUAGAGAUCACAGCAACAGAACUUGUGUGCAUUUUCCUACUUUUCAAUGGGAAAUGCCUGUAAUGUGUAUUUUAAAGCAUUUUUGAAAUGUAGUGGUAGUUAAUGGAAAAAAGCAUUUUUCACAACAGAGCGUUGCUGGAACAGUUUUCGUAAUAGCGUGUUCAGGUUGUCGUAAUUUUCCAAACCAUAUACAGGUAUUUGUCAUUUUUUCUGGUUGUGUUUCCACAAACCAAUUCCCAUAGUUUCUAUUUGUGUUAGCAGCCAGAAAUAUAAAUGUUACAUACCAUGAAUAUUUUCUUUGAAUACUGAAAUAUAAAGAAGUUGUAUGUAUAAUUUUCUGGUUAAAUAAACCAAUUAGUUGAUCCCUUUUAGAGUGAGGAACUUGUUUACCAUAAAGCAUUGCUAUUCGCCCCAUAUUUGGAAUUUUCUGAUCAAGUUACAUCCAAGAAUUGGACAUUUCAGUUCAACAUAACAUUUUAGAAAAAAAAGCACCCUGAUAAAUUUGUCUGGUUCUGACCCUUGCAGACCAUUAGGUUGUCAGACACCAUUUUCAGGCUGUGCUGACUUAACUGACCUCAACUGGGUCAACAGUUGGAAUUUUGUAAUUGGCCUCAGCACCCUUGGCUAACGAAGGGAAAAAAUCUUUGUGACCACCCAUUUUUUUUGAUCCUGCUCGAAUGCAUACAUGUGGAUAUCCAGUGAGUUCAAGAUCAAGCUUGGCUAUGAUUUCCCUCUCCACAGUUGAAUAGCCUGUCAACAUGUAGCAUUUAGGCUCACAAAUGAAUAAUGACUACUUGAGCAAGUUGCUGAAGAACUCGUGCCUGUGGAGAAUCAGUGUCCUCAGGGAAGGAAAAAAAUUGAGUUGGAGGUAAAUAGCAUUGUUAGUGAUCUGAUAAUGCCAUUUGACAAUUGUCAAUGCCAUUUGACAGUUGUCUCAGUACCUCACCUGUGAGCACCUUAUAAGGAUGCAGGAAAUAGACACUUAUUCAGUGGCAUGUAAUCUGCUGUGCUCGGCUUCACAAAUGGAAAUUCCAUUUGUGAUAAACCUUGAAUAGAGUUUUGCAUCGAUCAGUACUGUACAUAAUCAGUACAAUGUAAAUAUUCUGGUAGUUUGUUAAUUUAAGGGCAAGUUUGCCCACUGCAACUGGUUUAUCUUAUUAGCUGGGUUGAAGGAUUCACUGUAAUAGUUUGUUACAUAGCAUGUUAUAAUAAACCAGAGUGUAGAAAAACCCCUAUGUUGCUAAUGAGCAGAUUUACCAUUCAAACAAAUAAAAGAUUUUUUUCUCUCUGAA
Molecule: messenger RNA, 7195 nt
Organism: Carcharodon carcharias (great white shark)
Lineage: Eukaryota; Metazoa; Chordata; Chondrichthyes; Lamniformes; Lamnidae
Product: cytoplasmic phosphatidylinositol transfer protein 1-like
Exons: 10
Coding region: 721-1719 (332 amino acids)
Biological process (GO): phospholipid transport
Cellular component (GO): cytoplasm
Molecular function (GO): phosphatidylinositol binding; phosphatidylinositol transfer activity
Source: RefSeq, a predicted model, not a curated record